Laetiporus sulphureus 93-53 is the source of this 1843-nucleotide messenger RNA. RefSeq lists its product as uncharacterized. The record is from RefSeq and is a predicted model, not a curated record. The transcript has 2 exons. The coding region runs from base 119 to 1540 and encodes 473 amino acids. NCBI's taxonomy places the organism in Eukaryota, Fungi, Basidiomycota, Agaricomycetes, Polyporales, Laetiporaceae.
CACCAGCGCAAGUCGGGGCUAUAUAACUCUGCAAGAGUUGGCCACUCCCGCCUUGGCAUCGUACUUUUCACAGCAUUUCACCCGAACUCAUCUCUACGUUGUCCUCUUCGCAUCCUGUAUGGAUCAAACAGCUGGCGCGUUGAGGCUAAGCAAGAUCGUCAAUAGACACCUCAGUCACGAUGCCAAGGACUCUACGACCAUAACGUCAAGCCCAUCGCCCAGACUUCCUCCGGAGCUAUGCGACAACAUCCUAGAUUAUAUCGAGGAUGAUUAUCCCUCUCUCGCAGCUUGUGGCCUUGCAAACCGUGCCUGGUUGGCACGAGCGCGAGCACAGAUCUUCCAUAGCGUGUCUGUACGGGGCGCUGAGGAAUAUCGUCGCUUCAAGCGGCUGCUCAAGCGCUCGCCGGCUGUGGCAGGAUACGUCCGGAAAUUCUCCAUCACAAGCUUACGAUGCGAUACCAAUAGACCAGAUACCCAGUGGUCGGGUUCCGACUGGCCUCGUUUGCUCCUCAGGCUGCGCAACCUCGAGGAGCUGACAGUGAUGUGGCUGAAGUUCAAGCUUCCAGGAGACGUGCUGUCUGCAUUCCGCACCGGAAGCCGUUCGCUUCCAAUCAAGACGCUGCGUUUUGCGAUGCUAAGCUUGAGAGAGAAGGACAUCAAGCUGGUCCUCUCCGCAUGCCCGAAGCUCUCUGCUCUGUGGCUGACGCACUGCGCGAUACCCGAGCCGUCCGUCAUCAGCAAGCUAAAGUCGUACUCGUCGCUGGAACGCGUGCGCGCCUCACUCUAUACCCUGAAGGGUCGAGGCAAAGCAGGGUCCUCUCAGUUGUCCCUCGCCUUGUCGUCCCUCGAUCACGUCGCGAUCGAUACCCUAAUCUACGACGCACACCCCUUCUCCCGGAACCUCAUCGUCCCAUGGCUCAUUGAACGCCCCAACAAGAUUCACCUCCGACGGCUCGCACUCCGGUGCGAGCCUGACCAUCCGUUUGUCAAUGCCUGCACCAUCAACCUUCUCCAAUCCUCCGGCACCCUGCUGGAGAGUCUCUCAGUGGACGUCCUUGAGGGCUUUCGCCUGGGCCCGCAGUCCGAGGGCCGGCCAUGUCUUGCGUCGAACACCAACCUCGCGUCGUUGUACGUGAACGUCCCGCUCACUCAUCCCGAGCGGGGCUUCUGUCGCUCUUGGGAUGGCCUCCUUGAGGUACUCUCGGAUGUCGAGCCCAGGCAUGCGCAGCUCCGGCAUAUCCAGAUCGUCUUCUCGCCAUCGCACGAGCUGUGCGCAACCUUUGACUGGGCGGCGCUCGAUGACGAGCUGGUGCGCAUCGCGGAAGACCACCCGCGUAUUGCGCUCACGUUCUACGCCUUACCCGUCGCCCUUCGCCGCGAGCCGUACGCGUGGAUGUCCGACUUCACGACGUCACUCCUGGACGGCAUGCCGCGCGUGCUCGCGUCGAGCGCGCGCAUAUCGGUGAUGUGGUUCGACAAGCAGCAAGAUGCGGAGAAACACUGUGGGGAGGGCGUGCUCCGACCGCUGUGGUGUUCGUGAACGCCACUCAUAUUGUGACUCGUCUCGGAAGCUGUGUGAUGGAGUCGAGGGCAUUGUUUCGCUAGCGCACCGCUUGCGUGCAUCAUGCAUGAUACCUCAUGAAUUGAUAUGAUCUUGCUCACUAUGUACUGUUAUACCCGCUCACUGCCAUAUCUUGAAUGUAGGAUUAGGAAGGAUCACGAUUGCGUUGAUGACGCGCUGUCAUAAUAUUCUAACUUAUAGUCGCUCGGCGAGCGGCCUGUAAUCGAAUAUUUAACUUUUAACUCUUGGGAUUCGUGUUGUUUCGGAGGUGUGAUCUGCAAC